CCUAAAGAUGACUUAAAAGUUUGGGAAAUUACUGUUUUCUAUUUUUUUGCAGAAACAAAAGUAUACGUUGGCAACUUAGGAACAGGUGCUGGUAAAGGAGAACUUGAAAGGGCUUUUAGCUACUAUGGACCCUUACGUACCGUGUGGAUUGCACGAAACCCUCCCGGAUUUGCAUUUGUUGAAUUUGAAGACCCAAGGGAUGCUGAAGAUGCUGUUCGUGGUCUAGAUGGAAAGGUGAUCUGUGGUUCCAGGGUUAGAGUGGAGUUAUCAACUGGUAUGCCUCGUAGGUCUCGCUAUGAUAGACCUCCAGCACGACGACCAUUUGAUCCUAAUGAUAGAUGUUAUGAAUGUGGCGAGAAAGGUCAUUAUGCUUAUGAUUGUCAUCGCUAUAGUCGUCGUCGGAGAAGCAGGUCACGAUCUCGGUCUCAUUCAAGGUCCAGAGGAAGAAGAUACUCUCGCUCACGCAGCCGAAGUCGUGGCAGGAGAUCCAGAUCUAUCUCAGCUCGCAGAUCUAGAUCUCUGUCUCCUCGUAGAUCCAGAUCUAUAUCGCCACGUAGAUCCCGUUCAGGUUCUUUAAAGAGAUCAAGGUCUCGAUCAAGAUCCAGGUCCAGGUCCAGGUCCAUUUCACGGCCCAGAAGCAGGUAAAUUUCCGUUUGUGGACAUUCAAAGCAAUUAAAUGCGAAAUUUGUUCUGGGUAGCUAACCCUGAACCACUGCUAGACAGUUUAGCUUAAUUGAAAAUAACAGAUUCUUCAUUUAUCUUGCUGUAUUUGAAAAAAAAAAUUGCCUGUCUUUGUAUAUGUGCACAUGCACACAAUUUAUAAUAUGAAGACAACUGUAUUAUGAACUUUGUAUUUGUGGAGUGUCAUUUUUGUUCCAAAUGUUUGAUAUAGAAACCAUUGCAAAAUAUUUA
Messenger RNA from Notechis scutatus (mainland tiger snake), 912 nucleotides. The record is from RefSeq and is a predicted model, not a curated record. NCBI's taxonomy places the organism in Eukaryota, Metazoa, Chordata, Lepidosauria, Squamata, Elapidae.